Saccoglossus kowalevskii is the source of this 510-nucleotide messenger RNA. RefSeq names its product reelin-like. NCBI's taxonomy places the organism in Eukaryota, Metazoa, Hemichordata, Enteropneusta, Harrimaniidae. Gene Ontology annotation, biological process: neuron migration; central nervous system development. Gene Ontology annotation, molecular function: lipoprotein particle receptor binding. The record is from RefSeq and is a predicted model, not a curated record.
GUCCAAGAGCACUCGUUUCCGAUGGAGCCAACCAGUUGGCUUUGAACCAGCACAUACAUGGGCCAUUCGCUAUGUUUACAUUGGAGAUGAAUGCAUGGACUUGUGUUCAGGUCAUGGUAGAUGUGAUGUCGGUAUAUGCGUAUGUGAUGACGCCUGGGCUGGGGAUACAUGUAACAUUCCGUUAAAGCCAUUACCAAAACAACUGAGGGAUAAAUUUGAAAAGCCUCCUGAUAAAGCUUGGAUAACUGUGAAUGGUGGGUUGAUUUCCGACAUCUGUGAACCGCUACCGUCUGGUAAAGCUUUACAUUUCUAUGGGGCAUGUACUCGACAGCUGAUUACAACUGAUCUAGAUCUCUCUGAAGUGAAACUCUUACAGUUUUAUUUCAAAUAUGGAUGUAUGAGUGUACCUAGCAACCGUAACCAAGGUGUCUUUGUUGAAUACUCUGUGAAUGGUGGUAUCUCGUGGCAACCACUGACUGAACUGUUCUAUGAUCAGUUUACUCAGCCAAG